This is a messenger RNA of Cannabis sativa, 1472 nucleotides long. RefSeq lists its product as uncharacterized. The transcript has a single exon. Lineage: Eukaryota; Viridiplantae; Streptophyta; Magnoliopsida; Rosales; Cannabaceae. The record is from RefSeq and is a predicted model, not a curated record. The coding region runs from base 16 to 1152 and encodes 378 amino acids.
UCUCUGCAUAUAUCAAUGGGAAUCCAAAGUAAAUUCUUGUACACAAGUACAGAAACUAGCCCAACUCCAAGUAUUUGCAGCAUAGAAGAGAGCAUGAUGAGCUUUUAUAGUGCCCCAACUAGUCCCACAUCGGAAUUUUAUUCAACCACUGAGCCAACCACACCAAUAAGUACAACUACAAAUACAACUUAUUAUGAAGACUGUGCCAACUUCAACCUCGAAGACUUUGAAUUCGAUACAAGUCACCGUUUCCUUCAUCUCAACGAUUUUGAACCAAAGAUUCUGUCGCCGGACUAUGGCGAUCCAUGGCGUGGAGAUUCACUUCCAUCGUCCAUGUCUUUUGCUGAUGAGCUCUUUUGUGAUGGCAAAGUUGUGCCUUUAGCUCCUACUCCAUUAAAACUUCCACCGCGACUUUCAGCCAAAAGUAAUGGUAAAGUGGUUGGACCCGUCUCGCCGAGAACUCCACGUUCGGUUCUUAAUAAGGUGGCCUUUUCACGCCAGUGCUUGUGGAAUGAUGAUUUUGAUCCCUUCAUGGCUGCAAUUGAGAACGUUAGAGGGAAAAAUCACAAGCGUGCUCGGUCGAUGUCCCCAUCAUCAAGGGCCCAGCCUGGUGAAUCUGUGUCUUUGGGUCGGCCCACAAUGGACAGUGGUUUAGACUCACACGAGCUUAGGCAGCCCAAUCGGUCAGUUUCUUUGAGAUGGGCAAGCCCACGAGAGAAAGCCAGAGAAGAAGAAGAAGAAGAACAGAAAAGCCAUAAGGAACAACAAUUGUAUGGAUUGGUUUCGGAGAGCAAAAGUUGGAAAGUUGUAGCUGAGCCCAAAGGAGUUGCUAUGGCGAGACGCGUAAGAAAGCCCGCUGAUCCUAUUUCAGCACCAGCCCAAAUUAAGAGGCAAAAGAAAUUGUGGUUUCCUUUAAAGGGUCCGUCCAAUAGAAAAGUGAGUGAUGAAGAGAACAAGGUAAAAGAUCAAAAUGUAGGGUUGUUGUCUAAGGCAACCUUUUUGAGUAGAAUAAUAAGUUUUAAAUCCAUUAACAAAACUCAGCACAAUCAGGAUGAAAAGGCAAUGACCCAAGCUAGCAAGAUGAGCAUUGUACAAUACAAGCCUAGGCUGUCCUCACUUUGCUUGGGAUAUGGAUCAAAGUAUUUGGACUAAAGACAGCCAAAUUUCUAGGAACUUGAAUGUAAACAUAUCGUGACAUUGUGUAGAUUUUAUUCAAUUGUGCAAAAUAGUGUUUUUAUUUUCAUGAUUUUAGGAAAGAAAAAGGUCAUGUAAUGGUGGUGUAGUGUGAGUGUUUUUAUUGUUUGAAAUGAAUAUAUAGCGGCUCCAUAAUCUAGUCUUAUUUGUGGAUAAUAAGACUUGGAAAUGGCCCAAAUUUCUCUGUAGUUUUUAGCGAUUCAUUCGAAUCAUUCCAUGUUUGAAUUGUUUUUCUAUAACUGUGAAGAUUUCUAAAUCAACCAAAUUACACUUUUCCA